GCCCACCUGGGCGGGGCGGGGCCGCACCUGGCGCGGCGGCGGCGAUGGCGGCAACGGCGCGGGGCGGCCCCGGGUCCUGGAUCCUGAUCCUCGGGGCCACCGUGUCACUGGUGCGAGCCCAGGUCACCUAUGAGACCAAAGAAGUGCCUGAGAAUGAGUCCGCCGAGAUUCCCUGUGCUGCCUACGAGUAUGGGCUGAGGAAUCCCCGGAUCGAGUGGAAGUUCCAGAAGGGAUCCUCACUUGUGCUGCUCUACCACGAUGAGAAGCUGACGGACCCAUACAAGAACCGGGUCCGUUUCUCCCCCACCGCCAUCGUCUUCCUGUCGGUGACACGUGCGGACACCGGGAAGUACAUCUGUGAGGUUGUGGGUGACGGCAGCAGGAUCGCCACAUCCGAGGUCACCCUCAUUGUCCAAGUGCCGCCAUCCAAGCCCGUUGCCCACGUGCCCACCUCGGCCACCAUCGGCAGCAGGAUCGUGCUGCGCUGCACCGAGACCGACGGGUCCCCCCCCCCCACCUUCCGCUGGUACAAGGAUGGGAUGCUGCUUCCCACCGAUCCCAAAUCCAGCCCCAGCUUCCGGAAUUCCUCCUACAGCCUGGACACCACCACAGGUGAACUGGUUUUCCAGCCCCUCGGCAGCUCCGACAGUGGUGACUACUCCUGCGAGGCCAACAACAACGUGGGAUCCCCCCAGAGAUCUGAUGCUAUCCAUAUGGAAGCCAGUGAGGUCAACGUCGGCGGCAUCGUGGCCGCGGUUGUGGUGCUGCUGAUGGUGCUGGCGCUGGUGGCCUUUGGCAUCUGGUUUGCCUAUAGACGGGGCUUCUUCAGCAAGAGAAAAGACAGCACCGGCAAGAAGGUGAUUUACAGCCAACCCUCACACCGCAGCCAGGGAGAGUUCAAGCAGACGUCCUCCUUCCUGGUGUGACCCCCCCCGUGGCUGUCCCGGUGUUCCCGGUGUUCCCAAUGCCUGCUCCUGGGAAUGCUGCAGCUUCACCUGGUGCCUUGGGGGCAGCUCCACAUGGUUUUAAUGGGGGGGGGGGGUUGGUUUUAUGCCCCCCACUUUAUCCCCUCCCCUAUGAGGACAUCACCGCAUCCCCUGCUUGGGGACCGGGAUGGGGGGGUGGGAAUGUGCCCCCCCCACUGCUCCCAGUUACCCCCUUGAACUGGGGGGUAGAAAUAAACCAAACCUGUGUCCUUAGA
Melopsittacus undulatus (budgerigar) is the source of this 1201-nucleotide messenger RNA. RefSeq names its product F11 receptor (gene F11R). Bases 45 to 926 code for a protein of 293 amino acids. The record is from RefSeq and is a predicted model, not a curated record. Gene Ontology annotation, biological process: intestinal absorption; establishment of endothelial intestinal barrier; regulation of membrane permeability. The transcript is spliced from 10 exons. Gene Ontology annotation, cellular component: bicellular tight junction. NCBI's taxonomy places the organism in Eukaryota, Metazoa, Chordata, Aves, Psittaciformes, Psittaculidae.